AUGGCCACCACACCCAGCCAGCAGCAGCCCGGCUGCGUUCAAUGCGGGAAAUCGCAUGUGAAGAUGUCAUACUGCCCUAAGUGCAAAAUGAUUCCCUAUUGUUCGCGCGGCUGUCAGCGAUCUGAUCGCAAACAUCACGGGCCUCGUUGCGGCCGCCGUCCUCAUCUCGACCCUCCUCAACGCCUCAAAAUCAAGCGCCGCAGGCCCUUCACCCACCUCGAUAAAGGUGAUUGGCUCUAUAAUCGGCCCGUCGAGGACGUUUACCUGCUCCUCCUUUCAGCGUACCGUCUACGCCAAGAAGAUAACCUCCGAUUCUCGGGCCCUCUAGCAGUCGAUCCUUGGAUCAUGAACACAGAACCUAACCUCUGGGGCUGUACGUCCUCCCUAGAAGGCUUCCAGAUAUUUCUUUGGUACUGCCGCUCGCGACCCGGCCUCCUGCCCCCCUGGUGGAGCGAAGGCCACCACCGACAAGUCCUGCAAUACGCCUUCUGCCGACGCGACUGGCGAGAUCCAUUCACAGUCGACUUUGAGAGCAAGGAGCAGCUGUGGACGAAGCAGUACAUGCAUAAUAGAGACCCAACCAUGCCGCUGCAAUUGCGCGCCUUCUCCGAGCAUGUGUACGCAUUUGGUGCGGGACGGCAGAACUGGACUAUGGCUGCGCAUAUGGAGGCGCUGUUGGAACAGGGCGACAUGGCGAAGUUCAUUGACCUGAUGGAUACGUUUGGCGAGUGCUAUAUCCAGGGCGAGGACCAGUCUGAGGAGGGGAUGAAGUGGCAUAUGCAGUUCAGAGUUUUGCGAUGA
Pseudomassariella vexata is the source of this 801-nucleotide messenger RNA. RefSeq lists its product as uncharacterized. The record is from RefSeq and is a predicted model, not a curated record. The coding region runs from base 1 to 801 and encodes 266 amino acids. The transcript is spliced from 3 exons. NCBI's taxonomy places the organism in Eukaryota, Fungi, Ascomycota, Sordariomycetes, Amphisphaeriales, Pseudomassariaceae.